Molecule: messenger RNA, 1719 nt
Organism: Peniophora sp. CBMAI 1063
Lineage: Eukaryota; Fungi; Basidiomycota; Agaricomycetes; Russulales; Peniophoraceae
Source: the annotation of a GenBank genome assembly
AUGUUCAAACUCGGCCGCGCACCUCCACCUCAUCGUCCUCCCACUCCAGUCCCGAAGUUCAAGUAUCUCAUCAACCCGAAGGAACACGGCAGAGACUAUGCGCAUCGCCAAGAUCCCUUUGAGGGUGAUUUCUGCAUCGUCUCCAUAGACCAUGUGGCGUCUGUGGCGUACCUGGGCCCGGAAGCUAUGGAGGCUGCAAAACGUAUACCGUCUGGUCAAUAUGUAGCGUAUGUGGGUACGUCGCACGGUAUCCCUUACGAAGGCAAAGCGACAAACUCGUUCACACUCUCCCUCGUCUGCCAAGGCGUACCUCCGACGUCUGCAUAUUGCGACGAAACUCCAGCUUGCAUUCCAAUCCUCCCCAACGACACGCCAUUUGGCGGACGACAACCUCUGGAAGCUUGCGCACCCUUCCCAUGGCCGAAUUGUUACAUCUCCACCUUCGAUACGAAGGAUUGUCGCGUAACGACCGCAAAGCGCGAUUAUAGCCCCGUUCUCUGCUUGAUUCCCUUGCGCAUGGCGGCAAGGACGUAUCGCACCAUCGCUAAGGACUCUUUCUCACUGGGUAACUUCUACGACCGCCGACGUGCUAGAGACGCAGAGGCGCUCGAACGCAUGCCAUUCUCGCCCAGUCCUGAGCCGUCCGAUGACCCCUUUCCUUUCUUGCCUCCCGUCCCCGAGUCGACCAGCGAUGCCGAAGUCGCUUUACGGUCGACUUCUGCACCUCAGGACGGCGCUCGUCCCGACGAUCCUCCCACCACCUCGUCCAAAUCGCUAUCAGAUCUAACGUCGGCCACACCCAUCAACACUGCCCUGGCCACAGCUCUGUUCAGCAGUGGGGAUAUCAGGGACCCUGUCGUCAAUGUUUGGUACGAUCUGAGUAUGGUGUCUGAAGUGAGAGAUCCGGAACUAUUCAUGAAAGAGUGCGAUAUGCUCGAUCUGUUGAGAUUACAUUACCAGCACCUGCGCAAGGUCAAGGGUGGUGAUCAUCGUGUAACGGGCACGAGCACCUCGGCUUCCUUGUCGACGCUGUCAGAACCUUCCGUACCGUCAAUUCUGUACGGCAGUUCCGGCGCACACGCUUCCUCGCCGUCUCAACACGCCGAACCCUCCCCUUCAUCAACUGCUCCCCGUCUUUCAUCGAUUGACAGUUGCAUCACCAAUCAAGAAUCGUCCACCUUAGGAAUAGCACCAUCGGUUCCUGCAUCCGGUGUCGCCGCUACGGACUUGUUCACUACGCCGUCUUCUCAAGUUGAUGACGCCGUCCGCUCUCCUGAUGGCUCCCCACCGCCCCUACCGCCCCCCGGCGGCUCACCGCUUACCCAGCAGACUUCAAAAGUCUUUGAUGAACCGUGCCAGACGGUGACGGCGGACACGACAAUCACUCAGAGUGAUGUGGUCACGACACCAACAUCUAUCGGACCCGUGCGGACCUCGUCUAUUCACAGCGCUCGCCGCUCGUCCUCCAAAGCGUCGAUGCGUUUGCGCAAGGGUUCAGCGGCCGCCUCUGCUUCGCCGACGAAGAGUGACUUCCCUCUCCGCCCACAUCCCUACACCGUCCGACCGACACGCAGCAGUUCGACGCUUUCGUAUGCGGUACCCCGCUCAGGCCACGACGCGUUCGAGAGCUUGAGAAAUGGCCGCUCAAGUGCGUCUCUGAAGGCACCGCGCCGGGCUGAAACUUUCCCAGUCCCCUCAUCGCGUUCGGCACAGCAUUAG